AUGCAUAAUUUCAAAGAAAAAAUUAAAAAGUUUUUAUUAUUAAUUGUGCUGAUUCUAUUACAAGGAAUUCUUGUUGAAAGUUAUGUUUGGAGAUCGCCAAAUAAUGACGAUCAAGCAUUUUGGCGAGAAAACGCUGAAAGGUAUUUGAGUAAAAUUCUUAAAUCUCAAGACAUCAAAGGAGUUGAUAAAGCAAAAAAUGUCAUCUUAUUCAUUGGCGAUGGAAUGUCCUUUGCUACCAUUGCAGCUGGACGAGUGUUAAAAGGUCAAAUGGAAAAAAGGUCUGGAGAAGAGGCCGAAUUAGUAUUUGAAUCAUUUCCACAUAUUGGAAUGGCAAAGACUUACAAUACUGAUAAACAAGUUCCAGAUUCGGCCGGAACUGCAACUGCACUAUUCACUGGUGUAAAAACAAUCAUUGGUGCGAUUGGAUUAAAUCCUGCAAGUGACGAAAGUACAGCAAACGAUCGCAUGAAGGGCAUUAUUGAUUGGGCACAAGCAAUGAAAAAGCGAACAGGAAUCGUGACCACAACAAGAAUAACACAUGCAACACCGGCGGCGACUUAUGCUUAUGCUGCAAAAAGAAACUACGAAUGUGAUACAAACGUUCCUGAAUUUAUGAGAUCAUAUUAUAAAGACAUUGCGCGACAGCUCGUUGAAGAUUAUCCAGGCAAAGGUAUGAACGUGAUAUUUGGUGGUGGAAGAGACUUUUUGGGAGCGUCGAAAAAGCAAGAAAGCAAGUUCAAGUUCAGUGGAACUGCUGAGAUUUCGUGUAAUCGCAAUGACUCUCAGAACUUGGUUGAAAAAUAUUUUCAACAAUUUGACAACAAAACAAAUGUCAAAUACGUAACAACUUCGGGAGAAAUGAUUGCUCUUAAUAUUGACGACAUCGAUCAUGUUCUGGGACUUUUUUCAAAUAAUCAAAUGGAUUAUGAAAGUGUUCGUGAUAAAGGAUCGGAUGGACAACCUUCUCUGACAGAAAUGACAAAAACUGCUAUAAAAAUACUUGACAACAAAAAGAACAAAAACGGAUUUUUACUAAUGGUUGAAGGUGGAAGAAUCGAUCAAGCGCAUCAUCAAAAUUAUGCAAGAUUAGCUAUUGAAGAAAUGGUUGAAUUUGAACGAGCAAUACAGGAAGCUGUUGAUAUGACUUCAGACGACACCCUGAUAAUCGUGACAGCUGAUCACGCACAUUCCAUGGUAUUCAAUGGAUAUCCCACAAGAGGAAGUGACAUUUUCGGAAUGGGAAAUAAACCAGAUGCAGAGCCGUAUGAGACUUUAGUCUAUUCAACUGGUCCAGGCUAUUACAUGCAUGUUUCAAAUGACACGAAUAGAUUUAUUAACAUAACUCAGUUCUCUGAUAGCCAACGAGCAGCGCCAACCUACAUGCAUUCAUCUUUGAUCCCUAUGCCCGAUGGCACGCAUUCGGGUGAAGAUGUAGGCGUGUUCGCAAUCGGGCCAGGGUCAAGAUUGAUUCAAGGAGUGUUCGAGCAAAAUUAUAUUCCGUAUGUUAUCAGUUUUGCUAGUUGCGUUGGUCCAGUCUCACAUAAAAAUCCCCUUUGUGUAGAUAAUGAAAGCAAAAGUAAUUUAGCAGCUGAUACAAAUCAAAAUUUAAGUUUUCUACUAACACUUAAUUGUAUCUGCAUUUUAUUUCGUCAGUUUGUAUCAUAAAAAAAUACUUUAUCAUCACAAUCUUAAACCUUAUCUAAAUGUUUCUCGACUAUUCUCGUGAUAAUUGUUGAAUGGCUCAUUUUUAUCAAUGAAUUGAAUUCUUAUCACGAUUUUUAAUUUCUUUAUGGCGGUUAGCUUCUCAAUUUCAAUAAUAUAAAAUAUUCGUGUUCAAUUGUUUUAGACAUGAAAGCUUUACAAAACAAAAACAGACGAGACAAGACAAAGAAAAAAGUUUAUCAAGAAUUUGUUAGAUAAUUAAGAAAGCUCACUAUGAAAUGUUUAAAUAAUUAUAGCAAAAUUAUUGAAUAAUUUCACAAUCAAUUCUGAUGGUUAAGCAAAGUUUCAUGGUGGCAUGUUUGUUUCUUACUUAACUUACUUACAUUAGAAAAAUUAUAAAUAAAAUGUGUAAAGUGAACAUAAUGUUUAAGUAUGAUAAAUUUAAAAGCUAAUCUCAUGAACAUCCACAUGAUUCUACUAUCAUAUUCGGAAGUGUAACUUGUGUGGCAGUUUUGUUGCUGUCAAGAUAAAAUAUUUGAAGUGAAGUGUAUCUUGUGGCUGUACAGCAUGGAACCAAUUCGAGCUUCUUUUUCUUGCCUUUGCUUUCAUGAUGCAUAAAUUUCUGUUAUCGGUAACAGAAAAAGAAAAGAUUUUAAUAAAUAUAAAGUUUAUACAGUUGAAGGUUGAUCGAACUCACAUUCAGAACAGUGCUGUGAUGUGUACCAGCUUUAGUGAUAGAAGCUACUCGAUUGCAUGUUCCACGGCAGAAAUAAGCAUUAUAGCCUUUCGGGUGAAUGAUCCAGUCAUCCCAUCCGAUAGUAGAAAAAUCGAUGUAGAGCGAAUCGCGACAACAUUCACUUGAUCCCGGACCACAGUUUACAUUUCGUGAUUGACGACUUAAGGUUCUUUGAGGGAAUGUGUCGAUGACGAUGAAAGGCUUGCGAUCGUUGUGCGUGGAAAUUGGAAUACUUCCAGCACUGCACGUCUCACAUGCAACUUGAAUUGUGUGAGAUAAAUCGUGAUAUUCAACCCAAUUUUUCACGGGCCAUGCGAUGUCAAUCUUUUCCCAUGCCUCGCCGCUGUAAUCCAUUUCCUUGAUAGCAAUUGGUUUAGCCUUGGUGAAGUUCAUAUUAGACCCCCAAUGACCAAUUUCUGAUAAGAGAAACGUUUGCUUUGAGCCGUAAUCAGGGCUAUCUGUUCUUUAUAUAACCAGAGUUGCGCUGAUUCAACUGUGCUGACAUCAACAUCAAAUGGAAUUUGGAAUGAAAAGCAUGUCGACGGAUACUCAUUGGAUUCAUGUGAUUUACACUUUUCAGGCUCUGAAAGUUUGAGAUGAUAAUUUUUUUAUUUAUUUAAUGUUCAAAAUUCUCUUUUUCUCUCUUCUCGUCUAAUAAAUAAUCAGAAUUCAUUCAUUCCAAGUAAAUUUUGUCGCACUCUUAUAAGCGCGGUUCAUUGAUAUUUAAAACUCAUGUCACAUGAGUGAUAUUAAAAGAUUCUCGAAGAUUUUUAUUCCAUCACGAGUUUGAAACUUUGAUUCUUUUUUAAUUUCACAAUAUUUCUGUUUUCAAAUAUUAAUAAAGAAAUAAAAAUUUACCUUGAGUGAGAAAGA
Messenger RNA from Clunio marinus, 3271 nucleotides. The record is from the annotation of a GenBank genome assembly. Lineage: Eukaryota; Metazoa; Arthropoda; Insecta; Diptera; Chironomidae.